AUGAAUGCCCAACCACAGGAAAAGACUCGCGAGCAGUCUAUCGCUGAAUUUGAAGCGAGGACAAAGAAAAUUCAACAGGAGCAUCCUGAUGUGGAUUUCAAGUCUACCGUCAUUGAACCUACCAUGAAUCUCAUGUUUGACAUCAAGGAGAAUUUGAAAGACGAAGACAGAAAAAAGCAUGAAGAACUCAUCACUCUCAUGCUCCAAAACACAUCCGAUCCAGCAAAAGCAGAAAAGUACCUCUGGGAAGCCCGAAACUACCUCAAACCUCAUCCCAGCAUCCUCAAACUCUUCGACGACAUCUACAUCAACAAACGGCCUGUCCCCGUCAUGAUUUCCCAACUUCACGACGCGAUGAACACAAAACCACCUUCAGCGCCAUAA
Messenger RNA from Fusarium coffeatum, 384 nucleotides. RefSeq lists its product as uncharacterized. Lineage: Eukaryota; Fungi; Ascomycota; Sordariomycetes; Hypocreales; Nectriaceae. The record is from RefSeq and is a predicted model, not a curated record. Bases 1 to 384 code for a protein of 127 amino acids. The transcript has 2 exons.